AUGUUGUUUUUCAGUAUGGGAAGUAAUGAUUCGCUUUUGGCUACCGCAAUGACACCCUUGGAAACGUCCCCGUCGAAAAUGUCUGAUUUUUAUAUCGGACUUGCACUAGCCGUUUCAUCUUCGCUUUUCAUUGGCAGUUCUUUUAUUAUCAAGAAGAAGGCUCUCAUAAAGCUUGCAAGUGGCGAUGUAGCACAACGAGCAAGCGAGGGCGGAUACGGGUAUCUACGCGAAUGGAUGUGGUGGAUGGGAGUAAUUACAAUGGGAGUGGGAGAAGCGUGUAAUUUUGCUGCGUAUGCAUUUGCCCCAGCAAGUUUGGUAACGCCUCUUGGAGCAUUGUCCGUUUUAGUAACUGCUGUUCUGUCGUCACGUCUCUUGAAAGAAAGGCUCAAUCUUCUUGGUAAAAUUGGAUGCGCAGUAUGUCUACUUGGCUCUACUGUUAUUGUCAUUCACUCUCCCAAAGAGGAGGAAGUGGCUACGAUGGCAGACCUAGCCCUGAAAAUGAAGGAUGCAGUGUUCAUAUUAUACGUUGUUAGUGUCAUAUUGGUUACGUUGUUCAUAACCAUCUAUGUAGCACCUCGUUAUGGCAGAUCCAAUAUUAUCGUCUACAUCAGCGUUUGCUCGUUAAUCGGGUCGCUUUCUGUGCUUUCAGUCAAGGGUCUUGGCUUGGCAAUCAAAGAAACUAUAUCGGGCAAUCAACAACUUACAAAUCUACUCACUUACUUCUGGCUUGUAUCGGUGACUGCUUGCGUGUCAGUACAAUUGGUGUACUUGAACAAAGCUCUCGAUAUGUUUAACACAUCCAUGGUCACGCCGAUCUACUACGUUUUCUUCACAACGUUUGUCAUACUAGCUUCUUCAAUUUUGUAUAAGGUUAGUCAGCUUGGGGAUAUUGGAAGCACGGCUCUUGACUAA
This is a messenger RNA of Cylicostephanus goldi, 912 nucleotides long. The record is from the annotation of a GenBank genome assembly. Lineage: Eukaryota; Metazoa; Nematoda; Chromadorea; Rhabditida; Strongylidae.